AUUAAAAAACACACCACACCCAAUAAAAAAAAACAUAGCAACAAAAGAUGACUGACACUGAGUCUGAUCCAGAAUUUGAUAAAUUCUUACAAGAAUCCCUCUCUUCAGCAAGUUCUUCAGCAUCAGUUGGUAGAUCAUAUGCUAAUCCUAUCCAGCCUGUUGACAGCACUGGAUCUAGACUAGACCACAGCAGUCAUACUAUACACAGAAACACAACAAGAGGAGAAGGAGGAGAUGACAGAGUGAGCUCAAUCGGUUUAAGCUGGUUAAAGCCAUCAUCUACUGAGAUAAAAGGAGGAGGAGAAGUCGGGGGUGAUUCUGAUGAAUGGAUACAUGAUAGUUCUAACGAGAAUCAAAGAACUAUGAGUAGUAAGAGAAAAGUAUCAACCUCUAGGUGAGU
Amphimedon queenslandica is the source of this 400-nucleotide messenger RNA. RefSeq lists its product as uncharacterized. The record is from RefSeq and is a predicted model, not a curated record. The coding region runs from base 48 to 398 and encodes 116 amino acids. NCBI's taxonomy places the organism in Eukaryota, Metazoa, Porifera, Demospongiae, Haplosclerida, Niphatidae. The transcript is spliced from 3 exons.